CAAAAGAGCCCAACCCACUGCUUAUCCACCUGCCCACAAGGGGGCUUAAUUAUUUCUCCCAGUUCCGCCAAUUCGCCAAUCACCGAAGAACAAAAGAAUGGAGAACGCAGAACGCUACCUCGCUAAGCCGAGAAGCCGAGUCGUCGAGAACGGAGAACGCAGAACGCUACCUCGCGAAGCCACCAGCCAAGCCUUGCUCCGCCGACCUCCGUCCACACCGUGCUUCCGCCGUCCACUGUCCAUGCCGACACGUUGUGCUCGGUGCUUCUCUCUGGCUCUGCCUCCAAGCUCCGGCUAUGGCGCAGGGAUACGACGGUGCUAGCAAUAUGCGGGGAGAAUGGAAUGGGUUGAAAGCAUUAUUUUUAAAUGAUUGUCCUUAUGCCUACUAUGUUCAUUGCUUAGCACAUCGGUUGCAAUUAGCAUUGGUUGCUGCUUCUAGAGAGGUGAAAUAUGUGCAUAAUUUUUUCACCGAUUUAGUAUUUAUUGUUAAUGUGACUUGUUCUUCUUGCAAAUGAAAUGAUGAAUUAAUGGAAGCGCGAGCACUUGAAAUUGCAAGAAUGUUGGAAAUUUGUGAGCUUGAAACAGGCAGAGGACUUAAUCAGGUUGGUACAUUACAACGAGCUGGGGAAACUCGUUGGAGCUCGCAUUUCAGUUCUGUUUGCAGUUUGAUUAGGAUGUUUGCUGCAACUUGUUCUGUUUUAGAAGAUGUUGAAGAGAAUGGUAAUAACUAUUCUACUCGUGGAGAUGCAGCUGGAGCACUUAGAAGAUUAAAUCUUUUGAUUUUGUUUUCUUGUUGCAUCUUAUUAAAGAAAUUAUGGGCAUUACGGAUCUUCUAUGUCAGCAUCUACAACAGAAGACCCAAGACAUAGUAAAUGUUAUGCAUUUGGUGUCAAGCACCAAAAUGUUGAUCCAAAAUUUAAGGGAAGGUGGAUGGGAUAACUUCUUAGAAAUUGUUAAAGAGUUUUGCAAAAAACAUGAUAUUGAAGCUCCUAAUAUGAAGUCUCCUUAUGUGGUAAAACACAAACGCAAUGAUCAAGAAGGGUUUGGUAUUGAACGUCACUAUCGGGUUGAUAUGUUUUACGCAGCUAUAGAUUCACAAUUGUUGGAGCUGAAUAGCAGAUUCAGUGAACAGAUAAUGGAUCUUUUUACUCUUAGCUUUGCUUUGGAUCAUAAGGACUCAUAUAGGUCCUUUAACAUUGAUGAUAUUUGUUCUUUAGUGGAUAAAUACUACCCCUUUGAUUUUAUUGAGCAGGAGAAGGUAGGCUUGAGGUUUCAAUUGCAGCAUUACAAGUUAAAUGUUUUAAAUCAUUCGAAGUUGGCGAAUUUGUCUACAAUGGGUGAACUUUGUGAAGGAUUAGCGGAGAUAGGGAUGUCAAAAGUGUAUUUUCUUCUUGAUAGAUUGGUCCGACUUUUGUUGACUCUACCUGUAUCGACAGCAACAACAGAAAAAUCAUUUUCAACAAUGAAAAUUAUAAAAACAAGGCUUCACAAUAAAAUGGAGGAUGAGUAUCUUGCAGACAACCUUAUUGUUUAAAUUUAAAGAGAAAUUGUUAAAACUUUUAACUCAAAAGACGUGAUUGAGGAAUUUAUCUCGUUGAAGGAGCGUCGAGCACAAUUCUAUGGUAUUAACUUUACUAUUCUGUAAUAACAUUGUCUCUUCUUCUAUUUUUUGCCUAUUGUGUACUAUUUUAAUGCUUCAUUUAAAAUAAAAGUUUUUAGAGCGUCUACAUUUUUUUGUUUAAAUUACCGCCCCUCCAAGAUGGAUUUCCU
Molecule: messenger RNA, 1770 nt
Organism: Cuscuta europaea
Lineage: Eukaryota; Viridiplantae; Streptophyta; Magnoliopsida; Solanales; Convolvulaceae
Source: the annotation of a GenBank genome assembly